AUGGGAACAGAGGGCUCUCCACUGUCCUUCCAGGGAGCUGCAGUUGCUGCAUUCAUAGAUGCCCAUGAAGAUGGUGAGGGAAAUCCCAGCUCCCCUCAGGCCAGUAGAAGCCUCAACAAAGAUCCUUUAACAAAGAAGGUGGUCUUGUGGGUGAUGCACCUGAUGGAGAAGAAUCAAUUGAGAGAGCCAGUUACGAAGGCAGACAUGGAGGAUUCUGUUGUCAAAGCAUACAAAAAUCACUUCCCUGAGAUCCUCAAGAGAGCCUCUGUGCUCCUGGAGCUGGCUUUUGUUGUUGACCUGAAGGAAGGGGAUCCCUUCUGUCACUGCUGUGCCUUUAUCAGCAAGCCGGAUUUCAGCGGUGAAAGGAUUCUCCAUGAAGACAGCAUGCCCCCGACUGGCUUGCUGAUGAUGGUGCUGAGUGUGAUAUUCCUGAAGGAGAACUGUGCCUCUAAGGAGGAGGUUUGGGAGGUGCUGAAUAUGAUGGGGGUAUAUUCUGACAAGACACACUGCAUCUAUGGACAUCCAAAGAAAGCCCUCACCCAAGAUUUCAUGCAGCUGAAGUACCUGGAGUACCAGAAGGUGGCCAAUAGUGAUCCCCCACGCUAUGAAUUUCUGUGGCCCAGAGUCUAUGCUCAACUCACCAAGAUGAAAGCCCUGGAAUUCUUGGCCACCAUCAGUGACACCUCCCCCAGUGCUUUAUCACCCUGGUAUGAAGAGGCUUUGUGAGAGGAGGAGGAGAGGUUGCAAGCCAGAAUCGCAGCCAGGGCUCGAAACAGCGCAAGAGCAGCAGAAACCCCUGCCCCAAGUGAAAGCUAA
Echinops telfairi (small Madagascar hedgehog) is the source of this 816-nucleotide messenger RNA. RefSeq names its product melanoma-associated antigen B18. The record is from RefSeq and is a predicted model, not a curated record. Gene Ontology annotation, cellular component: nucleus. NCBI's taxonomy places the organism in Eukaryota, Metazoa, Chordata, Mammalia, Afrosoricida, Tenrecidae. Gene Ontology annotation, biological process: negative regulation of transcription by RNA polymerase II.